AAAGAAGGAAAGAAAAACAUAAUAGGAAUUUAGGUAUGCAGAUAUGGAGAUCUGUUUCCUCUGCGUGGAUGGUACCAUACAAAGUCUGAACUGGGAAAGAAGAAAUAAGUGUGGCUGAGAGGGUGCAGUAAAUAAUUGUCCUAUGCCACAGCCAUUAGCAUUCACACACUCUCAGAUCUAUAUAUUAGGGCGUCGGUGUUCCAUUCCCAUUCCACAACAAUCUUCUUCUUCUUCUUCUUCUUCUUCUUCUUCUUCUGAUUCGAUUUCUUGAGAAUGUCGUUGGGUAGAUUGGAUUCGUGGAAGCAGCAGUACUACAGCACGAGCGGGGUGGUGGUGGGUUACGCACUGUGUUCGAGCCUUCUCGCCAUAAUCAACAAAUACGCCAUCACCAAAUUCAACUACCCAGGACUCUUAACGGCCCUCCAAUACCUCACCUCCGCGCUCGGCGUCUACGUCCUGGGGAAGCUAGGGAUUCUCCACCAUGACCCCUUCACAAUCCCCACCGCGAAGAAAUUCUUCCCCGCCGCCCUCGUCUUCUACCUCGCCAUCUUCACCAACACCAACCUCCUCCGCCACGCCAACGUCGAUACCUUCAUCGUCUUCCGUUCCCUCACCCCUCUCCUCGUUGCCCUCGCCGACACGGCCUUCCGUGGCCAGCCCUGCCCCUCCAACCUCACCUUCCUCUCCCUCCUCCUCAUCCUCGCCUCCGCCGUCGGCUACGUCGCCACCGACUCCGGCUUCACCCUCACCGCCUACUCAUGGGCCUUCGCCUACCUCAUCACCAUCACCACCGAGAUGGUCUACAUCAAACACAUGGUCAUGAACCUCGGUCUCAACACCUGGGGCUUCGUCUUGUAUAACAACCUGCUCUCCCUCAUGAUGGCGCCAUUCUUCUGGUUCCUCACCGGGGAGAAUGUCCAGGUUCUCGCCGCCCUUAGAUCCGGCAUCUUUGACCCUGCUGCCUUCUACGCUGUCUCAUUGUCUUGCCUCUUCGGAUUGCUCAUCAGUUUCUUUGGCUUCGCCGCUAGGAGGGCCGUUUCGGCCACGGCGUUCACCGUCACCGGUGUGGUCAACAAGUUCCUCACCGUGGCGAUCAACGUCCUCAUUUGGGAUAAGCACGCUAGCCCUGUUGGGUUGGUUUGUUUGCUUUUCACCAUUGUUGGAGGGGUUCUCUAUCAGCAGUCCGUUACUGGGCCUGUGAGUGCUCCGGUCCAGCCCAAGCAGUUGGAUAUCGAAAACAACAAAGGUGGUGGCAUUGGCGGCGGCGGCGAUGAUGAUGAUUUUGCAGGUGAGAGUGAUGGGAUGGGUAAGCUUAUCUCUAGAUGAGCAUUUGUACCACUUGUUUCGUGUUUAAGCUGCAUUGACUGUAUAAUUAUUGUCUUAUUUUAACAACGUUAGGGAAAUUUUAUGUAAUGUGAGAAAUUGUUUUCACAACGAUGUGGAAUUUCAAUUUUGCUUGCA
Vigna angularis (adzuki bean) is the source of this 1461-nucleotide messenger RNA. Its product is annotated as GDP-fucose transporter 1. Gene Ontology annotation, molecular function: antiporter activity; GDP-fucose transmembrane transporter activity. NCBI's taxonomy places the organism in Eukaryota, Viridiplantae, Streptophyta, Magnoliopsida, Fabales, Fabaceae. Bases 274 to 1326 code for a protein of 350 amino acids. The record is from RefSeq and is a predicted model, not a curated record. Gene Ontology annotation, cellular component: Golgi apparatus. The transcript has a single exon.